AUGCAAAAUCUAUACGUUCUAAUAAGAUGGCUAAGUAAAGCAAUUAUAAGCUCCCUUUUCGGGGAUGUGAAUAUAAUAAACCCAGAGAAUGUACCCUUAUAUGGAUCUGUUAUAUUUGUUGGUAAUCAUAACAAUCAAUUUAUUGAUGCAUGUAUGUUAGUAGCAAGUAUUCCAAGGCAAGUAAAAUUUAUAAUUGCCGAAAAAUCUAUGAGAAGAGCAAUUAUUGGAAAAUUAGCUAAAAUAAUUGGAUGCAUAAGUGUAAAAAGACCAGAAGAUUUAAAAUUUAAAGGUAUUGGUCAUAUAUAUUGGUCUAAAGGUGACACAAAAAUUAAAGGGAUAAACACAAGAUUUAAAUUAGAUGUACAAAUUGGAGAUAAAUUAAUGACACAAAAUAGAAUUUUUUCAGUUACGAAAAUUGAAUCUGAAACUGAUUUAGUCAUUCAAGAUGCUAUAAAUAUCGAAUGUGAAGAUAAAAAAAAUGGAGUAACUUUUAAAAUUAUACCCAAAAUAAAUCAAUCAGAAGUAUAUAAUUUAGUAACAAAUAGCUUAAAAAAUGGAGAUACUAUUGGAAUAUUCCCAGAAGGUGGAUCACAUGAUAGAACAAAUUUACUUCCAUUAAAACCAGGUGUUGCUAUUAUGACCUUAUGCGCAUUAGCUGAUGGUAUUGAAGAUGUUUCUAUUAUACCUGUUGGUUUAUCUUAUUCUAAAUUAUAUCAGUUACAAGGUUGUGUAACUUUAUUUUAUGGAAAUGCAAUUAUAGUUUCACAAGAUUUAUGUAAAGAUUAUAAUAAAAAUAAUAGAGAAGCAAUUUCUAAACUGCUAGCAAAAAUUGAAGAAGGUAUGAGAAGCUGUAUUCUGACGUCUAAAGAUCAUCAAACUAGUAGAUGCAUAGAAUUAUGUGUUAGUUUAUAUACACCAGAAAGAAUGACAAUAUCAAAAAAUAAAAUUUUUAAUAAUUUACAACUCUUUUGUAAAAUGUUUUGGAAAUUUGGAAAUUCUAAAGAAAUUGUACAAUUAAGUUAUGAAUUACAAUGCUAUGAAAAAUUACUGGAAUCAAACAAGAUUAAUGAUGAUGAAGUGUGGAUGCUUAAACAAUCUACUUCAUCUGCAACAUUAAAAUUUAUUGAACAGAUUGGUAGUUUAAUAUUUUGUGUAAUUUUUGGUAUGACUUUUUCUCUCCUUUGGUUACCCUUAGUUUGUAUUUCUAUAUAUUUAGCAGAAAAACAUAGAGAAGCUGCUUUAAAAAAUAGUACAGUAAAAAUACAAGGUGGUGAUGUUGUAGCUAGUUAUAAAGUUUUAGUAUUAUUAGUAUUAUUACCAACUUUUAAUAUUAUGUAUGGUUUAAUAUUUAGUUUUUAUCUUUACCAGUCGUGGUUAAAGAGAAUUCUUUUUAUAAUUUUAAGUAUGUGCAUGUUACCUAUUUGUUAUUAUAUCAAUUUAAAUUAUGCAGCACAAAUACCUGUUCUAUUAAGACAAAUGAAAAUACUUUUAAAAGUAAUAUGUGGAAAAAUUAAUGUAUGGAGAGAUAAUGAAAGAGAAUUAAUAAGUACAAGGCAUGAACUUCAACUGAAAGUUCGUAAUGUUGUUUCAAAGUUAGGUCCCAAUGUAUCUGACGAUUUUCUGGAGCAACUGUAUAGAAAUAUUCCAAAAUUUGUUGUUGAUGCAGACACAAAGAGAUUGAUACGGGGAAAAGAUGAGUGGGUUCCAAUUUUACAGUGCUCACAGUUAGAAUAUAAAGAAGAAAUUCUAUAA
Plasmodium malariae is the source of this 1752-nucleotide messenger RNA. RefSeq names its product glycerol-3-phosphate 1-O-acyltransferase, putative (gene GAT). Gene Ontology annotation, cellular component: endoplasmic reticulum membrane. Gene Ontology annotation, biological process: phospholipid biosynthetic process. The record is from RefSeq and is a predicted model, not a curated record. Bases 1 to 1752 code for a protein of 583 amino acids. NCBI's taxonomy places the organism in Eukaryota, Apicomplexa, Aconoidasida, Haemosporida, Plasmodiidae. Gene Ontology annotation, molecular function: glycerol-3-phosphate O-acyltransferase activity; glycerone-phosphate O-acyltransferase activity. The transcript has a single exon.